AUCCUCCAUUUUUUUCCCUACGUGGGCCACUUCCCAUGGCGGCGGUGGCGGCCAUCGUAGCGGCGCGACAUAAUCGCCAGAAAAAGGGUGCACCUAGCGGUUCGGAGGAUGGCGCCGAGCGGCGUCGGCGUUUCGCCCAGAAGUUGGCGAUGGACCAACGCCGUGCGGCGGAGCUCUUCGACGAGUUGGACGAGCAGUGCCACGGAGUGAUCACCAAGGCACAAGUGGAGGUGCUCUUGAGAAAUAUUGUGAUUCGACAUCACACUUUCAAGCAAGAGGCCCUUGAUUACAUGUGGACCUUGCUGGGUGCAGAGGAGUUCAGAACUUCAAAAGCACCACAAGAGGCGAAAGACAAGGCAGCUGCAGCCGCCAAGGACGGAGACCCCAUCCAGGAGACGCAGUCGUUGAUUGACACCACCGAUGAGACCGAUCCUACGGAGCCGUUGCCGAUGGUGGAAGAGCGGCUCUUUUCGCGGGUCUUGGUCUUGGAUGUCGUCACCAAGAUGCGUUACUACACAUGUCAUGCGCAUGACGUAGACGUGAUCUUCGAAAAGUUUGACCGGGACAAAGACAACUACUUAGACGCCAAUGAGUUGCGCGAAGCGCUGCAAUACAUCGAGGACAAGGGUGGAAAUCGAGAAAAGUAUGGCAUCCUGAUACCAGUGGUCGUUACCAGCGAGGACGUUCGCUGGGUGCUGGCGCAGUGUGCGCACACGGUCUCCGGCCUCAUCAACAGAGAGGAGGCCGUCGUUGCCAUGGCUAUCUGGCACCACUUGGCGGAUGACAAUUUCGCCCAGCAGUCACGGUGCUGCAGUGUCCAGUGAAGUGCGAGAACCGACCGGACCAGAACCCAGCAGUGGCUCAAAU
Molecule: messenger RNA, 867 nt
Organism: Cladocopium goreaui
Lineage: Eukaryota; Dinophyceae; Suessiales; Symbiodiniaceae
Source: the annotation of a GenBank genome assembly